CUUCGAAACUUUGAGAGGGAUGGGGGCGGGUCCGGGGAAGAUGGCUGAAAAAGAGAUAAGAAAAGAUGACCCGAGAGGCCUGGGACUUUAUAGGCGACGCUUACUUUGAGCGCGAGGGCGCGGGUGGGGAGGAAAGACUGCCCAGGGCCGCCGCCGCCGGAGUGAUCUCAGAGCGGCCAAAAGGCAAGCGAGGGCCUGGCUGCCUGCUGAAAGGAACAAAAGCGUAUGUUCAGUCUUUCCAGCGGUGACGACCUCCCCAUGAGAACAUGCCUCUUGCAAAAGAUCUCCUUCAUUCCUCUCUGGAAGAAGAGAAGCAGAAACACUGGAAGAAAUGCCUGGUGCAGAGCCCCAACUCCUAUUUCAUGUAUGUGAAAUGCCCAGAAUGCUAUAAAAUCACCACAGUUUUUAGCCAUGCACGAACAGUAAUUUUGUGUGUUGGCUGCUCCACUGUCUUCUGUGAGCUUACAGGAGGAAAAGCAAGGCUUACAGAAGGAUGUUCCUUCAGGAGGAAGCAGCACUAAGAGCAGCCUGAAUCAAGACGAGUGGGAAAACAUCCCAAUAAACACAUUUUGGAUAUUAAAAAUAUAUAUGUUGAGGAAAAUA
Ictidomys tridecemlineatus (thirteen-lined ground squirrel) is the source of this 603-nucleotide messenger RNA. RefSeq names its product small ribosomal subunit protein eS27-like. Lineage: Eukaryota; Metazoa; Chordata; Mammalia; Rodentia; Sciuridae. Gene Ontology annotation, molecular function: structural constituent of ribosome. Gene Ontology annotation, biological process: translation. The record is from RefSeq and is a predicted model, not a curated record. Gene Ontology annotation, cellular component: ribosome.